Messenger RNA from Balaenoptera acutorostrata (minke whale), 708 nucleotides. It is a transcript of the gene PRSS37, whose product is annotated as serine protease 37. Gene Ontology annotation, biological process: positive regulation of acrosome reaction; proteolysis. The coding region runs from base 1 to 708 and encodes 235 amino acids. Gene Ontology annotation, cellular component: acrosomal vesicle. Gene Ontology annotation, molecular function: serine-type endopeptidase activity. The transcript has 5 exons. The record is from RefSeq and is a predicted model, not a curated record. Lineage: Eukaryota; Metazoa; Chordata; Mammalia; Artiodactyla; Balaenopteridae.
AUGAAAUUUAUCUUCUGUUUGAGUGUCCUUGCUGGGACAUUUUUCCCCGCUCACUCAUCUGUGCAGAAAGAAGACCAUGCCCCCUAUCUGGUAUACCUCAAGUCUCACUUCAACCCCUGUGUGGGUGUCCUCAUCAAAAGCAGCUGGGUGCUGGCCCCCGCUCACUGCUACCUACCAAACCUGAAAGUGAUGCUGGGAAAUCUCAGGGUCAGAAUCAGAGAUGGGACAGAGCAGAUAAUUGACCCUAUCCAGAUUGUCCGCUACUGGAACUACAGUCAUAGUUCCCCCCAGGAUGACCUCAUGCUCAUUAGGCUGGCUAAGCCCGCCAACCUCAACCACAAAGUCCAGCCCAUUCCCCUCGCCACCAGCACCGUCAAGCCAGGCACCGUCUGUAUGCUUUCAGGCUUGGACUGGAGCCAAGACAACAGCGGCAGACACCCUGAUUUAAGGCAGAACCUGGAGGCCCCCAUGAUGUCUGAUGCAGACUGCCAGAAAACCGAACAAGGAAAAAGCCACAGAAACUCCAUAUGUGUUAAAUUUGUGAAAGUGUUCAGUCGAAUUUUUGGGGAGGUGGCCGUUGCUACUGUCAUCUGCAAAGGCAAGCUACAGGGGAUCGAGGUCGGACACUUCAUGGGAGGGGAUGUGGGCAUCUACACCAAUGUUCAGAAAUAUAUCACCUGGAUUGAGAACGUCACUAAAGACAAAUGA